This is a messenger RNA of Orussus abietinus, 1172 nucleotides long. RefSeq names its product cytochrome b-c1 complex subunit Rieske, mitochondrial (gene RFeSP). Gene Ontology annotation, cellular component: membrane. Gene Ontology annotation, biological process: mitochondrial electron transport, ubiquinol to cytochrome c. The transcript has 4 exons. The record is from RefSeq and is a predicted model, not a curated record. The coding region runs from base 88 to 915 and encodes 275 amino acids. Lineage: Eukaryota; Metazoa; Arthropoda; Insecta; Hymenoptera; Orussidae. Gene Ontology annotation, molecular function: quinol-cytochrome-c reductase activity; 2 iron, 2 sulfur cluster binding.
GUUGGCAAGAGGCCCUUCUCCAGUCACAGGAAGUGCGUGCCGACGUGAGGGUCUUCGUCUGCUCGUUCUUACGAGCUUUUCGGCAAAAUGAACGUAAUCACGAAGACCUCGAAUAUCGCGCCUUACUUAAAGGUGACAACGACAGUCGUUUCGAACGGUCUCCGACCUGUCGCGGGAACGGGUAAAGUGCAGCGGCCGAAAAUCGAGGUUCCAGGAUCCGUCGAGCGAAUCGUCAGUCUGAACGAGGGUAUUUUCCAUGGACCGUUACGCGUGAGCGCAGGAAUCACAGCGGGCUCCCAAAUCCACCAGGUCCAGCCCGUUCGUCUGGCACAUACCGAUAUCCAGGUGCCGGAUUUUUCUGCAUAUCGUCAGAAUUCGGUUCAAGAUCCAACGGUUAGAAGUCGUGAUUCCGAUGACGAACGGAAAUUGGUUUCUUAUCUCGUUGCUACUGGUGCUGGCAUCCUUGCUGCAUACAGUACAAAGACUAUAGUCUAUGAUCUGGUAUCUUCGAUGAGUGCUUCGGGUGACGUCAUGGCCAUGGCGAAGAUUGAGGUUAAACUGAGUAAUAUUCCCGAAGGAAAGAGUGCCGUUUUCAAAUGGCGUGGAAAGCCUCUCUUCAUUCGACACAGAUCGGCCAGUGAAGUAGAAAGGGAACGUAGCGUCGACGUCGCAAGUCUUCGAGACGCGCAACACGAUUCUGAGCGUGUAAAGCAUCCUGAUUGGCUAAUCGUUAUCGGCGUUUGCACACAUCUGGGAUGUGUUCCGAUAGCUAAUGCAGGAGAGUUCGGUGGAUAUUACUGUCCCUGCCAUGGUUCACACUACGAUGCCAGUGGGAGGAUCAGGAAAGGACCGGCACCUCUCAAUCUGGAAGUCCCACAGUACGAAUUCGUCGACGAUGUCGUCGUUGUUGGUUAACUACUAUUUGUGCUAGGCCAUCUGUAGCAAAGGAUAAUUCAUCGUGUCAAGAUGCAUCCCUUGGUCUCAAAGACGAGAGACCGAGCAUCGGCGUAUAACUUUUCUAUUUAUUGAAAAAAUUCCAAAACCGACGUGCUCCGGUGUGCGUGUUUUUUUUUAUCUAGAAAUUGAAAGCCCUUAAAAGCGGUGUAACGUAUUUCCGUUAUAUCAAAAAGUUGUACAGACCAUGAAAUAAACAUGAACUAUAGGAAUCAUAA